Molecule: messenger RNA, 737 nt
Organism: Eruca vesicaria subsp. sativa (arugula)
Lineage: Eukaryota; Viridiplantae; Streptophyta; Magnoliopsida; Brassicales; Brassicaceae
Source: the annotation of a GenBank genome assembly
CCCUCUCCACUUUCUCUAUACUCUCCCCAAAAUCAAUGCUAAGAGACACGUCUGCAUAAAAUCUCUGUAUAUAAAGGAAUAAGUGAAUAUAACUGAAGCUUGAAGCUAGUUUAGUGGAGCUACCAUCUCUUCUUGUCUGAUUCUUUAGAAACACAUCGUUCCAUCCCCUUCCUUGCAUCAACCACAUAAACAAAACAAGCAAACUUGUUGUCAAGAUGGGGAAGAGAUUGAUAAUGUUUUUGUUUGCUCUUCUGCAACUUCUGUUAGUAGUAAACUCACUUUCUCCAAAACAUUCACCGGCAAAGCCUAAUGCAGAAGUAACUGUAAUGGGUUUUGUUUACUGCGAUGUCUGCUCCAACAACACUUUCUCCACACAUAGUUACUUCAUGUCCGGCGUGGAGGUGAGAAUAGUCUGCAGAUUCAAAUCAGCUUCGUCGAGAACAAACGAGAUGGUAACAUUCUCUGCAAACAGAACAACUAACGAGUUCGGACUCUACAAGGUAGCCAUAACUUCUCUAGAUUGCGCUGACGUGGAUAGUCUCGCCAGUUCUUGUCAAGUUAGUUUGCUUGGAAGAAGAAGAAGCUCCUCGGAUCUUUCUUGCAACGUACCUGGUUACAGAACUACGACGGAUCAAGUCGUGUUUAAGUCUAAACGGUCUAAUCUAUGUAUCUAUAGAUUCAAUGCCUUGAAUUUCAGACCAUUCAAGAGGGAUCUUGCCUUGUGUGGCAAGAAAUAG